Cryptomeria japonica (Japanese cedar) is the source of this 2092-nucleotide messenger RNA. RefSeq lists its product as uncharacterized. The transcript has 14 exons. Gene Ontology annotation, biological process: attachment of GPI anchor to protein; protein localization to cell surface. The record is from RefSeq and is a predicted model, not a curated record. The coding region runs from base 169 to 1605 and encodes 478 amino acids. NCBI's taxonomy places the organism in Eukaryota, Viridiplantae, Streptophyta, Pinopsida, Cupressales, Cupressaceae. Gene Ontology annotation, cellular component: membrane; GPI-anchor transamidase complex.
CACGAGCCCAGGAAUAAUACUCAGAAUAACUAUGGAGACCUUAAUCAAAUUCCCAAAGUCCACUUUGACUGAGAACCGAGCUCGGUAUCGAAAUCAAUUACAUGUGAAGCCUUUUCACAAUAUUGUGAAUUUUUUGGAUCAUCGGAAGUUGAAAGAACGAUAGUGGCAAUGGCAGAGGCGGAGGAGAGAAGAUGGAAGUGGUUUUGGGUAGCUGUGGUGGCUGGCGUGGGCGUUCGUGUGCUGUUAAUAAUGGGCGGCCUCCCGCAAAUGCUUCUAUCUCGUCCUGAAGUCGCCACCCCACUCACCAGUCUCCGCAGAUUGGCAGAGGGACAAUGGUUGAAGCAGUUAGCUAUGUCUCCUUAUGCAGGUUCUAUGUAUCAUGCAUCGCCUUUACUGCUUCAGAUUCUUGGGCCAUUAACAGUCAGCAUAACAGGAGGACAAACAAAGGAGCUUCUUUGCAGUCUUAUUUUUGUUUUUGCAGAUCUUUUGGGUGCUCUGCUAUUGCGUCACAUUGGAUAUAUUCUUCAGUUAACACAUAUGAGAAGCUUAACAUCAUUGGAUUUGUCAAAAUCUGUUCAAAUGCAAGGAAAUUUAGUAGCUGGAGAUGUUGCAGCUCUUGUAUAUCUGUGGAAUCCUUUGGCCAUUGCCAGCUGUGCUGGUGCAUCAGUGUCGUCCAUUGAAAAUUUAAUGAUUCUUAUGGCUCUUUAUGGAGCAUCUACAAGCAAUGCUCCAUUGGCCGCUUUUGGAUGGGCAAUGUCAACUCACUUGGCACUUUAUCCUGGAUUGCUGUUCAUUCCGGUUAUAUACCUUUUGGGCUAUGGUCCAGAUACUCCUCCAAGAAAGUUGUUCAGAGAUUUGAAACAAUUGGUUGAAUCUACUGUGGAUGGUGCAGCCAACUCAAGGCCAAUCUCUGGGAAGGAUGAGUCUGAAAAUAUUCAAGCUGGAUUCUGUCAAUAUAAUUUCUCAUGGAAACCUGUAAGACACUUCAUUUUGUGGUCUGCUAUAUGGUGGAUGUACAUUCUGGGACUCUGCAGCAUUUCCCUUAGACAGCAUGGUGGCUUGAAAGAAAUGUUUAAAGAGACAUAUGGUUUCAUCUUAACUGUUGAAGAUCUGUCUCCAAAUUUAGGUGUAUUUUGGUACUUUUUCACAGAAAUCUUUGACUUCUUUAGAGUUUUCUUCCUUUUGGUCUUCCAUGCAUGUGUUUUGUUCAUGGUGACGCCAUUGACAAUACGCCUCAGCCACCGACCAUGUUUCCUUGCUUUUGUCUUUGUUGCCAUCACUUCCAUGCUUAAAGCUUAUCCUUCAGUUGGCGACUCUGCACUUUACAUUGGUCUCCUUGCUCUUUUCAUACAUGAACUUGCAGGAAUGCGCUUUUCCUUCUUCCUUUUGAAUGGGUUUGUCGGAAUAGCUCUCUUAAGUGCAGUAAUGUACAACCUUUGGAUUUGGAGGGGUACUGGAAAUGCAAAUUUCUAUUUUGCCACAGCUUUGGCCUAUUCCAGUUUUCAGCUGAUUUUGAUUGUGGAAAGUGUUGGUACAAUACUACGUUAUGAUCGAUCUUUACGGAAAGUACUCAAUACAAAGACAUUGGGUGAAUAUAAUGAUUGAUCUUUAUAAGAAGUCCUCAAUACAUAGACCUCGGGUGAGCAUGUUUCUGAUGGCACAGUUACAAGUGGGCAUACUCACAAGUUGGUAAUAGAACUCUGCUGAUUUGAAUUGCUCUCACUAUUUUGCCUUCACGACACAAUGCCAAGUUUUGUGUAGAAAUUUGGUGAUAUUCUUUACCUUUUCUUUGUUGGAAAAGGAAAAUGCUAAAUUGCCAACAAAAGUUGUUUAAUGUUUCAACAUUCAUCUCAAUUAUAUUUGCAACUGAAAGUGCGACCGAUGUAAGAUCAAGGUGGGAUUUCUUCGAGCUUAAUGACUUUGUCCACAAGUAGUUUGUUGGGCUAUUUCAGUGGCAAGACUGAUUGUAUCUUUUGCUAAUGCCAAGGACAAUUUUUUCGUAUUCUUGAUAACUGGCAUUUAGCAUUAUUCAUACACAAACUUCUUAAUAGUUGUAUAAUUCAAUAAUGUAAUGGAUGUUCUAUUGGUCUUC